Synchiropus splendidus (mandarinfish) is the source of this 7792-nucleotide messenger RNA. Its product is annotated as mediator of RNA polymerase II transcription subunit 13-like. Gene Ontology annotation, cellular component: mediator complex. The coding region runs from base 729 to 7040 and encodes 2103 amino acids. Gene Ontology annotation, molecular function: transcription coregulator activity. The record is from RefSeq and is a predicted model, not a curated record. The transcript has 30 exons. NCBI's taxonomy places the organism in Eukaryota, Metazoa, Chordata, Actinopteri, Syngnathiformes, Callionymidae. Gene Ontology annotation, biological process: regulation of transcription by RNA polymerase II.
CCGCGCGGCCAAUCCUCGCUGAGAGGCAGACUUGUCCUCCUGGCCGCCAUUAAAGAAUUCAAUCCAUGAAGUGAAAUAAUGGAAAUCUGCUGGAGCCAUGGAUCCGCCAGAGGAGCAGAACCCAUGAGUACUCUCGCCGGCGCGUCCUUUCGGUCUUUUUAAAUGGUUCUUAAGUCGCACCGCGAUGUUUUUUUUUAGAGAAAAACUGAUCCGGUUAAUUGUUUGAUUGAAGCUGGCGCAAGAGCGCUGGUAUGUUAGCUUAGCAUGUUAGCACAGAUCAGGGGGAGGGGAGAGUUCCUUAGCUGCUGUUAGCAUUAGCGCACCCGGGACCAAGCUUUUGGGGUGAAGUUUUUUUGUGGUCCCCUCCUUUUUGUCGCGCUAUAGAACCGUCUAUGGGGCCGAUACAAGCGUAGUCCCCCAGGAGCAGGCAGGCUAGUCGGUGACAGGGGUGUGUUUAGCGUAGAAGCUGGCGGCUAACCGGAGCAGACAAUACAUUUCCAACCGAGGAAUCGUCCAGCGAGAGGCGGACGCUGGGGCCGCUCGUCUACGGUGAAUGUCGGCUGGAAGUUGCGAGUGUGAGCGCUGCUAACGAGCCGUAGCUUAGCAAGUCGGCCAGCGCUUUCUCGGGGAUAUUUGCAGCCGAUCGGCGCGUCUCUGCUGAGCUAGUUCCUGGCACUCGACGGUGAUUGAGACAAUGGACUUUAACGUUACAUCCACGCAGUGAAAGGAUGAGUUCGUGCUUUGUACCAAACGGGGCCAGUUUGGAGGACUGCCACUCCAACCUCUUCUGCCUGGCGGAUUUGACUGGAAUUAAAUGGCGGCGCUUUGUGUGGCAAGGGCCCACCUCGUCGCCCAUCCUGUUCCCCGUGACAGAGGAGGACCCCAUCUUGUGUAGUUUCAGCCGAUGCAUGGCUGCAGAUGUGCUGAGUGUAUGGAGAAGGCACCACACCCCGGGCCGCAGAGAGCUCUGGCUCUUCUGGUGGGGGGAUGACCCGAGUUUCGCUGAGCUGAUCCACAACGAGCUCUCAAGCGAGGAGGAUGGUGAAUGGGAGAGCGGCCUGUCCUACGAGUGUCGAACGCUAUUGUUCAAAGCCAUUCACAACUUACUGGAGCGCUGUCUGAUGAACCGUGGAUUUGUUCGAAUCGGAAAGUGGUUUGUGAAGCCGUAUCAGAAGGAUGAAAAGGCCAUCAAUAAAAGUGAACAUCUGUCUUGUGCGUUCACCUUCUUCGUGCACGGCGACAGCAACGUGUGCACGAGUGUGGAGAUUGCCCAACAUCAGCCACUUCAGCGCCUCGGUGAAGAACACUUAAGUCUGGCCCAGCAAAGUUCAAGCCCAUUACAAGUCAUCCUGAGUCCCUAUGGCUUGAAUGGGACACUCACUGGUCAGGCUUAUAAGAUGUCAGACCACCCGACGCAGAAGCUCAUUGAAGAAUGGAGGCAGUUUUAUCCCAUCAGCCCCAAUCGCAAGGACGCCCAGGAGGACAAGAUGGAGGAGAAUGACUGGGAGGACGACUCUCUUGCAGCAGUGGAAGUUCUCGUUGCUGGCGUCCGAAUGGUGUAUCCUUCCUGCCUGGUCCUCCUUCCCUUGUCGGACCUGCCUGCUACAGUAUCACAGGGCUCAACCAACACAUCAGGAAGUGCGUGCAGUGCCCAUCCAGGUCAGGCUGCUCACCGAGAUCCCGCCAUGUCAUCUGUCACACUGACACCUCCAACGUCACCUGAAGAAGUCCAAACAGAUUUCCAACCGGUGCAGAAGUGGCUCAAACUAUCUUCCACAUCCGAUGGCUACUGUUCCAACAACAGCCUGCAUGGGGGCAAGAUUCCUCGGGGCCUAGCCAGUCAGAUGGUGGAGACCGUGUGGCAGGAGUACAACAUUAACCGCACAGUGAACAAGCGGAAGUUUAGUAACUUGACUAAUGGAACUUGUGAAGAGGAGUCGGACAAAACUGGACUUUGGGAUUUUGUGGAGCCUGCGCACAGGCCUCAUUGCAAUUGCUCAAGGCAUAAGAACCCUAAACAGAGAUCCAACAGCACCUCAGGACACCCACCCUUGUCUGGACAGCCUGCACAGCCGACCCCCAAGCACAAGCUGGGCGACAAACUGGAGAAGACCGAAAAGCAGCAAAAAAGGCCGCAAACUCCUUUUCAUCAUCGCAACUCUGUGAGUGAAGACCAGAGUCUGGAGCCUCAGAACCAGAGGCUUUGUCUACGGACGCAGGAAGACAGCUCCUAUCCAAGCCUGCACCAUGUGGACACGGCACCUCCGAAAGCCCCGAUACUGCACACUCACAGCAACCCUGCAGAUCUGGUCAGCUCCCCUCCUCCACCACCUCUUAGCCCACAUCCCUGUGACCACGUCGACGGUGAUAUGACCCCAGGCGGCAUCAAGAGUUCGUCCACGCCCAUUCACCAACCCUACUACCCUCCAUCAGUAGAGCCCUGUCUGCUGCCACAGAAGAGCUCACCUGAGGAACCACAACUGGAAAACAUGACAUUACCCUUCCCCCCUCCAUUUAGUGAAACCUUAGAACCCACGGUCUUCAUUGGCUCAGCCAUUAACCCCAAUGAAGAUUCCACUCACAAUCCCUGGAAGUAUUUCAACCUACCGAGGAAGAAGGCCAAAAACUUUCUGACACCUCAGCUCCCUGUGGAUAAGCUGCGAGACGAUUCUGCAGGAGGAACAGAUGGUGUUGUUUCUGUCACGGAAUUGAUGUCGGGCUCCAUGCAGCCACUGAAGGUGUCGGAGGAACUGGUGAAAACGUACACCCAGCGAAGGAACAGCCAUUUUUCUUUGACCACGGAAGACGGCGAACACGGUGACGAACCGGACCCGUACGCGUUCGUUGAGGGCGACGAAGAGUUCAGUUUCACUGAGAAGAAGGACAAGCAGGGAGAGAGGGAGGGCGGUAAAAAACACAAGUUGGAUGAAGGAAGUGGAAGUUCGACUGAUGAUGGUCAGGGUGCAUCCGGCAGCAGGCCGGCAGCUUCAAAAAGCCUGACCAAUGAGAAGGACUUGGCUGUGUCCUAUACUGACCUGGAUAAAAUAUUUAACUCGGAUGAAGAUGAGUUGACGCCUGGAUCCAAAAGAGCUGGAGUCGGAGUUGAGGACAAAUUUGGGGGGAAAGACUCUAAACCUGCCACGCUGGACCCCUUGUCGUGCAUAACCUCAGCAGACCUGCACAAGAUGUUUCCAACCCCGCCCUCUCUGGAGCAACAGGGCUACUCCCCGAUGAACUCUGGGAGCAAAGACAGUCUAGAAGCUGGAGCGGGCCUCACCUUGUUGGAUGGCAGCCAAAUCAACAACCACUUUAAGGUGGAGGUCGAGGAGGGAUUCUGCAGCCCCAAGCCAUCUGAAACAAAGGACUUCUCAUUUGUCUACAAGCCAGAGACGUCGCAGACUUUCAUCGGAUGCUCCAUGUACGCUCCACUGAAGACACUACCCAGUCAAUGUCUGAUGCCCAUCAAACUACCAGAACACAAGUUUGUGUACAUGCGGAAUUGGCCGAUUAACAAGCUGGAGCUGAUGCCGCCUGUAGUGACCAAAGACAGCAACAUCCCCAGUGUGGAGCCAGAAGACAUUCAGAGCCACACUCCUCAGACUCACACCCCUUUCAUGUCCAGCAGUGCACCUCCGAGCAACAGUGGCACAGGAAUUCUGCCCUCCCCAGCCACGCCCCGCUUCUCUGUUCCCACGCCACGAACACCACGCACUCCCCGGACUCCUCGAGGCCCAUCAAGCGUCCAGGGUUCUUUAAAGUACGACAAUUCUGACCUUUACUCCCCGGCUUCUACUUCUUCCACCUGUCGACCACUCAGCUCCGUGGAGCCCGCCACUGUACCUUCCAUCCCCGAGGCCCACAGCCUCUACGUUACUCUCAUUCUCUCUGAGUCGGUGAUGAACCUCUUCAAGGACUGCAACUUCGACAGCUGUUGCGUUUGUGUUUGCAACAUGAACAUCCGCGGGGCAGAUGUUGGGGUGUAUUUGAAAGACAACGGUGAAGCCCAGUACCCCUGCACCUGUGGGUUUAGCGCCGUUGCCAACAGACGCUUCGGCCAGUCGGCGGGCCUCUUCUUGGAAGACGAACUGGACGUUGUGGGACGUGGGUCAGAUGCCAGUCGGGAUACGGAGCGCUGUUUUGAAGACCUGCGUGCGUCAUCCACCAACAAGGCCGGCAGCUUGAAGGAGAAACCUCCAGAUGAGCUGAUUCUACUGCUGCAGGAUCAGUGCACCAACCCCUUCGCCCCCAUGGCAGGGGUGGACUAUCCCAAACAGAGCUCGUCCUCUGCGUCCUUUCUGAGAGUGGAAGAGAGAGACUGUUACAAUGACUGCUACAUGGCACUGGAGCAUGGCCGGCAGUUCAUGGACAACAUGUCUGGAGGGAAAGUGGAUGAAACCCUUGUGAAGAGCACCUGUCUUCAUCGCUGGCCAAAAUGCAAAACUGCAGAUAUGAACAAGCUAUUCUCUCAGGACGUCCUGCGGGUGCUGCUAUCGCUGCAGCCAGUGUUGCAGGACACGAUUCAGAAGAAGAGAAGCGUGCGCUCUUGGGGCGUUCAGGGGCCACUAACAUGGCAACAGUUCCACAAAAUGGCCGGGAGGGGAUCCUAUGGUACCGAUGAAUCCCCUGAGCCGCUGCCCAUCCCUACCUUUUUGGUCGGCUAUGAAUAUGAUUUUGUGGUGCUGUCUCCUUUUGGUCUUCCCUACUGGGAGAAACUUCUCCUGGAUCCCUUUGGUUCCCAGAGAGACGUGGGCUUCGUCGUCAUCUGCCCGGAAAAUGAAGCUCUGCUGGGCAGAGCCAAGACUUUCUUUAAAGACCUGAGCGCGAUGUAUGAGGCGUGCCAACUUGGGCAGCACCGACCCAUAUGCAAAAGCCACCCGGAGGGAAUAUUGAAGGUCGGCAAGGCCGACGGCAGGAGUCUGACGGAGCAGCCGUUGAGUGACUGGUUUCAUAAGAUGGCCAGCAGGGAAGGCAGCAAUGAGGCCUUUAAUAAACUCAAGCUUUUUGCUCAAGUUUGCCGCUAUGAUUUAGCUCCCUACCUGUCAGAGCAGACGUUGGACAGCUCCCUACUGUACCAGCGUAGCCCCGCUUCAACAUCUCAUCACGCCUCCGGCUCCUUUGUCAGCACCUCAGGACACCAGACUAACAACAAUCCAAACGCCUCCUCUGGCCAGGCCAGCAGCACCGCUCCAGCGUCUUCAGGAUCCCAAACAAUCGGGGGAAUCCCAUCAUCCAAGCCAGGUUCUUACGCUCAAUUCGGGAGCACGGUUUUACAAGGCAGUUCCUCACAAAACGGACACCAGACAACGUCACAGGCCACUGCGGCCGAAAACGGACCAACAACUAAUCCACCUCAAGGCACCUCUGAGGCACCAGAGAGUACAAUGGAGAGAGACAAAGUGGGCAAGCCGACCGACGGCGAGUCCCACGCCGUGUCUUAUCCACCUGCCAUCGUGGUUUACAUCGUGGACCCGUUCAGCUACGGAGACGCAGAAGGCGAGGUCCACUCCAGCACCUACUCCCUGGGCCUGCUGCGCUGUUACAUGGAGAUGCUGCAGUUUCUUCCUGCUCACAUCAGAAAUGCAGUGUCUGUUCAGAUCGUCCCGUGCCAGUACCUCCUGCAGCCGGUCCAGAGCGGCGAGCGCCACCUCUACGGUCAGCAUCUCAAGUCUCUGGCCUUCUCAGUGUUCACCCAGUGCCGUCGGCCGCUGCCCAACUCCACCAACUUCAAGGCUCUGACUGGCUUCGGCCCGGGGCUGGCCAUCGACAUGGCGCUCAAGAACCCAGAGCGCCCGGAGUGUCUCCGUCUCUACACGCCGCCCUUUAUUUUGGCUCCGGUGAAAGACAAGCAAACGGAAUUGGGGGAGACGUUCGGAGAGGCGUCGCAGAAGUACAACGUCCUUUUUGUUGGUUACUGCUUGUCACAUGACCAGCGCUGGCUGCUGGCCUCCUGCACUGACCAGCAUGGAGAACUCCUGGAGACCUGCAUCAUCAGCAUCGACGUCCCGAACCGGGCUCGAAGGAAAAUGGGCUCAGCCCGGCGACUGGGUUUACAGAAGCUCUGGGACUGGUGUCUCGGUCUGGUGCAGGUGACCUCGCUGCCUUGGAGGGUGGUGAUUGGUCGGCUGGGGAGAAUGGGCCACGGCGAGCUGAGAGACUGGAGCAUCCUGCUGAGCAGAAGAAGCCUGCAGUCUCUCAGCAAACGCCUGAAGGAGACGUGCAGGCUGUGUGGCAUCUCUGCCGCAGACACGCCCAGCAUUCUCAGCGCCUGCCUGGUUGCCAUGGAGCCCCAGGGAUCCUUCCUCAUCAUGCCCGACUCCGUGUCGACGGGCUCGGUGUUCGGCCGCAGCACCACUCUCAACAUGCAGACGUCGCAGCUGAGCACGCCUCAGGACACGUCCUGCACACACAUCCUGGUGUUCCCCACCUCGGCCAUGGUGCAAGUCAACACGAACGCGCCGGAGCCCAUCGACAUCAACUUCAACCCCAUCAACCCCGAUGGCUCGGAUGCAAUGGGAUUGUUGGACCUGUUCGACAACGAGAUGGUGGAUCAAGAGCUCAUCAACAUCCUGCCCAACUCUCCCACCACAUCGCCAGUUCACUCGCCAGGAUCCCACUACCACCAAGGGGGGGACGGAAGCAAGGGUCAGAGUGCGGAUCGGAUGGAGUCACACGAAGAAGCUCUCAACAUCCUGCAGCAACCCAUGGCUCUGGGCUACUUCGUCUCCACGGCUAAAGCUGGACCACUGCCUGACUGGUUCUGGUCUGCAUGUCCACAGGCCCAGAAUCAGUGUCCUCUCUUCCUCAAGGCUUCUCUGCAUCUCCACGUGUCGUCUGUCCAAUCGGACGAGCUUCUGCAUGGUAAACACUCCCACCCUCUGGACUCGAAUCACACCUCUGACGUGCUCAGGUUUGUCCUGGAGCAGUACAACGCCCUCUCCUGGCUGACCUGCGACCCUGCAACUCAGGACAGGCGCUCGUGCCUGCCUGUUCACUUCGUGGUGCUCACACAGAUGUACAACUUCAUCAUGAACAUGCUCUAACGUCUUUGGAGAUGGAUCCCAAACACCUGAAGGACCUCAAACUCGCCCGGGCAGAGAGCGAGGAAGAGCCAGCUCCUCUUCCUCCGCCCGCCUGGAGAUCUGUUUCUCACAGUGACUGACCGGUCGCGUCCAAUCAAAUAGAUGCCAAGAAUCCGUUUUAGCAUUUUGGAUGAUCAAGGGAGGUUUCGUAAAGGAGAAUUAAAUUGUCUUUUUAAUGACUGUAGAUUGCAAUUAUGAAAUUUUAUCUUAAUGAAAUGCCUGCAUAUAUUAUUUAUUGUAAGUUUUUAAAUGUGGAAUUUUUAAUGCUUAAUAUCUUUUAUAUAUUACAAAAAUCCUUGAGGGUGUGUACAUCUCGCUGUAAAGGAGUCGGUUUCAAAAGUGUAAUUUUUCUCAGCCGUCACACGGGAAAAAGCCCUGUUCAAGUGAAUUUGCUGUAGAUUGCUUUUAGAAUAUUAUUUUUUCAAAAGGGUACAGACCUUUUUAUUGCCACUCUGUAAAAAUGAAGUGAAAGCUGGUCUGGGCAUUUGCGUCCCACCCGACGAGUGGACGAGUCUUUACCUCCGUCUGCUUUGGCUCCAGAGUCUCUCGCACAGUAACUCAAUGAGCUCUGAAGAGGAAUUAAAGGUACAAUGUCAGAUGAUAUAUUUUAUAUAACAGAUUUAGGUAAUUGUGUGUGUAUAUGUGUACAUAUAAUUGUGUGCCGCUACUGAUGGUGCAGCUUCUGUUUUAGGAAUAAAGUGUGUCAACAUGAA